Scedosporium apiospermum is the source of this 249-nucleotide messenger RNA. RefSeq lists its product as uncharacterized. Bases 1 to 249 code for a protein of 82 amino acids. Gene Ontology annotation, molecular function: structural constituent of ribosome; RNA binding. The record is from RefSeq and is a predicted model, not a curated record. The transcript has 3 exons. Gene Ontology annotation, biological process: ribosomal small subunit assembly; translation. Lineage: Eukaryota; Fungi; Ascomycota; Sordariomycetes; Microascales; Microascaceae. Gene Ontology annotation, cellular component: ribosome; cytosolic small ribosomal subunit.
AUGGUUCUCGCCGUUGAUCUCCUCAACCCCAGCCCUGCCUCCGAGGCUCGCAAGCACAAGCUCAAGACCCUUGUCCCCGGCCCCCGAUCCUUCUUCAUGGACGUCAAGUGCCCCGGCUGCUUCACCAUCACCACCGUCUUCUCCCACGCCCAGACCGUCGUCAUCUGCCAAGGCUGCACCACAGUUCUCUGCCAACCGACCGGAGGCAAGGCUCGUCUCACUGAGGGCUGCUCUUUCCGAAGGAAGUAA